This is a messenger RNA of Vitis riparia (riverbank grape), 3697 nucleotides long. Its product is annotated as disease resistance protein RPV1-like. The transcript is spliced from 5 exons. The record is from RefSeq and is a predicted model, not a curated record. The annotation marks the transcript as partial. Gene Ontology annotation, biological process: defense response; signal transduction. Gene Ontology annotation, molecular function: ADP binding. Lineage: Eukaryota; Viridiplantae; Streptophyta; Magnoliopsida; Vitales; Vitaceae.
UUUCUUAGUGUCUUGGAAUUUGGGACUCACAACCAGAUAGCGCCCAAGAAUGGCUUCUUCAGGCACCUCUUCUUUUCAAUGGAGAUGGGAUGUUUUUUUGACCUUUAGAGGGGAAGAUACCCGCUUCAAUUUUACGGAUCAUCUUUAUUAUGCUUUGUCGAGGACGGGCAUCCACACCUUUAGAGAUGAUGAAGGACUUGAAAGAGGAGGAGAGAUUCAACCUUCACUCUUAAAAGCUAUUGAAGAAUCAAUGAUUUCUGUGGUCGUUUUUUCGGAAAACUAUGCUCAUUCAAAAUGGUGCUUGGAUGAGCUUGAUAAGAUCAUGCAGUGCAGCAGAGAAAAGGGCCAAAAAGUUCUACCAAUUUUCUACCAUGUGGAUCCGUCUGAUGUGCGGAAACAAACGGGAACUUUUGGAGAAGCAUUUGCAAGAUACGGAAACGUCACUGAGGAGAGGGUGCUGAGAUGGAGGGCGGCACUGACCGAAGCCGGCGGUCUGUCUGGAUGGCAUGUGCGGCAUGGGUAUGAAUCUCGGAUUAUUCAAGUAAUUGUUGGACACAUUUCGAAAAUGCUGAUCAGUCGUCCUGAACUCUUACAUAUUGAUGACAACCUGGUAGGAAUCAAUUCCCGUUUGGAAGAAAUGUCGUCACUAUUAUGUAUGGAGUCAAGUGAUGUUCGAAUGAUAGGAAUACAUGGAAUUGCUGGAAUAGGCAAGACUACCCUCGCCAAAGGAAUAUACAACCAAAUUGCUCAUCAAUUUGAAGCUGCUAGCUUUCUUUUUGAUGUUGAACGGGUAGAGAAACGCCAUGGAUCGCUUGAAUUACUAAGACAACUUCUAGCAGAUAUCCUAGGGAGAAAAUUUGUACGCCGCAUAAGCAACAUUGAUGAAGGCAUUAGCUUGAUAAAGAAGACGCUCUGCUCUAGAAAGGUUCUUAUCAUUCUCGAUGAUGUUUGUGAUUGGGCUCACUUAGAAUCCUUGGCUGGAAACCAUCAAUGGUUUGGUUCAGGUAGUAGAAUUGUUAUAACAACCAGAGAUAAACAUAUAUUAGAUGCGCAUGGAGUUGAUCAAUUGUAUGAGGUUCAGAAAUUAAAAUCUGAGGAAGCUUUUAAACUGUUUAGUUUGUAUGCGUUCAAGGCAGACCUUCCUGACGAUAGGUUUUGGGAGCUCUCCGGACAUGCAUUAAAUUACUGUGAUGGACUUCCGCUUGCUGUUAAAGUUGUGGGAUCUCUCCUGUAUGGUAAGACGGAGCUUGAAUGGGAAAAUACACUGCUUAAGCUACAAACAGUAGGGGACAGGGAAGUCCAAGAAGUGUUUAGAUUAAGUUACGAUAGACUGCAUCACAGAGAAAAGGAUCUAUUCCUUGAUAUUGCAUGCUUCUUCAGAGGGAAGGACUCAGAUUCUGUUGGAAGAAUACUUGAUAGUUGCAACUUCUCUGCAAUUGGAAUGAAAGUUCUCAAAGAUUGUUGUUUCAUUAGUAUUUUAGACAACAAGAUAGAAAUGCAUGGUUUGAUGCAAAAAAUGGGUUGGGAAAUCAUUCGGGGAGAAUCACCUGGACAACCUGGCAAAUGGAGUAGAUUGUGGAAUCCAGAAGAUGUCCAUGCUGUGUUGACACAAAAAACGGGGACAGAGGCAAUCGAAGGAAUAUCCUUUGAUGUGUCGGCAUCAAAAGAAAUACAGAUUACGACUGAAGCUUUUAAAAAUAUGAAAAAACUUCGACUCCUCAGGGUCUAUUGGGAUGGACUUUCAUCAUAUGAUUCUGACACGGUGCACCUUCCCGAAGAAUUCAAAUUUCCUUCCUAUGAAUUACGAUAUCUUCAUUGGGAUGGAUGGAGUCUGGAAUCGUUGCCAUCAAAUUUUAAUGGUGAGAAACUGGUUGAACUCAGUUUGAAGCAUAGCAGCUUAAAACACCUUUGGAAAGGGAACAAGUAUCUUAGAAAUUUAAAGGUCAUGGAUCUCAGUCACUCUCCAUACCUGGUUGAAUGUCCGGACGUGUCUGGUGCACCAUCUCUGGAGACGCUAAAUCUGGAUGGUUGUACAAGCUUGCAUGAGGUGCACCCAUCAAUUCCUAGGCUGAAAAAUCUUAAGAUCUUGAAUUUGGGAAACUGCAGGAUGCUUCACUAUUUUCCCAGAAUCAUUGGAUUGGAAAAACUUGAAGUUCUUAACCUCUCAGGGUGCUCAAGACUUGAGAAGUUUCCAGACAUCGAAGCCAAUAUGGAGUCUUUAUUGGAGCUUUAUUUGGAAGGCACUGCUAUCAUUGAACUUCCCUCAUCGGUUGGGUAUCUCCGAGGGCUUGUUUUAUUAAAUAUGAAAAGCUGCAAAAACCUUAAGAUCCUUCCUGGCAGAAUUUGUGAUUUGAAAUCCCUCAAAACUCUCAUCCUUUCUGGCUGUUCAAAACUAGAGAGACUUCCAGAGAUCACGGAAGUUAUGGAACAUUUAGAAGAGCUUCUUUUAGAUGGAACAUCUAUAAGAGAGCUGCCCCGUUCAAUUCUUCAUCUCAAAGGUCUUGUGUUACUGAAUCUGAGAAAAUGCAAAGACCUCAGGAGUCUUCCAAAUAGCAUUUGUGAUUUGAAAUCUCUUGAAACCCUCAUUGUUUCUGGUUGUUCAAAACUCAACAGAUUGCCAGAGGACCUGGGAAUGUUGCAAUGCUUAAGGAGGCUUCAAGCUGAUGGAACUGCCAUAACAAAACCACCUAUCACACUUGUUCAUUUGACAAACCUUAGAGAGUUAUCAUUUAGUGGAUGCAAAGGAUCAACAUCUAACUUCUGGAUCUCAUCCCUUACAUUCAGGUUACUGCUUAGAGAAAAUUCAGAUGAUAUUGGUUUGCAGUUGCCUUCUUUGUCAGGUCUACGCUUCAUGGAAAAUUUAGAUCUAAGUGACUGCAAUUUAAUGGAAGGAACAAUCGAUAACAAGCUUUGCCACUUGGAGCUUCUGGAAGUAUUAAACCUCAGCAGAAACUAUAUGGUUAGCAUACCUGCAGACAUCAGUAGACUUUCUAAUCUGAAAGUUCUUUUGGUGAGGCAGUGUGAGCAACUUCAAAAAAUUCCGAAGCUUCCACCAAGAAUAAAAUUAUUAGAUGCCUGUGAUUGCACAUCCCUGGUGUCUUUACUGACUCCAUCUCGGAUAAUAAGCCCACAAAACUGGUUGGUUUCCACUUGGCUUCGUCCUGUGGAAUUCAUGCUAUGGAAUUGCUCCGGACUAUAUCAGGAUCAUGUGGCAAUGGCAUUAGAGACACUUCAUCAGAAACUUUUUCCAGAAAUAGGAUACAGUAUUGUGAUUCCUGGAAGUAGGAUUCCAAAGUGGCGCUGGCAUGAGAAUAUGGGAGCUUCAGUUUCAGCAACCCUGCCUCCACAUUGGCUUGACAAUAACUUCUCGGGGGUUGCUCUAUGUGCUGUGUUUGCACUUGAGGAGGGCGAAACUAUUCAGCGGCCUGGUGAGAUUCGCUGUAAUUUUGAAUGCAGGGAAGGGCCUUAUUUCAGUCAUUCCAUCACUUGGACACACAGUGGAGACCGAAUUGUUGAGACGGAUCACGUGUGUAUGAUGUAUCAACCUCGCAGUCAAUUUGUGAAAUCAAACUCUACCUAUGCCAGUGUGUUCAAGCACAUCAAGGCUUCUUUUAGUCUAUCAGGGGCAUCGCAUGAGGUGAAAAAGUGUGCGAUCCGUCUUAUAUAUGCCCCAAAUACAAGUGGUAACAAUAUGGAA